CUUUUACCCUUAAUAUUCUGCUUUUGAGAUGAUGGGAAUGGGUCUGUUUCCGUUAGAGAGCAGCUUAAUUUGCUGUUUAGGGGCAGAGAUUGUGGGAGUGGAGAAGAGAAUGCCUGUGUCCUGAGAUAAUUCUGUAAGUAAAUGCCAGUCCCUAGGAAGAGAGAACCAAAAUGUCUACCGGACCAGAUGUCAAGGCUACAGUGGGGGACAUUUCCAGUGAUGGCAAUUUAAACGUGGCUCAAGAGGAAUGCUCCAGGAAAGGUUUUUGUUCAGUCCGACAUGGGCUGGCCCUCAUCUUGCAGCUCUGUAAUUUUUCAAUUUACACCCAACAAAUGAACUUGAGCAUUGCCAUCCCAGCUAUGGUGAACAACACAGCCCCACCUAGCCAGCCCAAUGCCUCCACAGAACGGCCCUCCACUGACUCCCAGGGCUACUGGAAUGAAACUCUAAAAGAAUUUAAAGCAAUGGCCCCUGCAUAUGACUGGAGUCCUGAAAUCCAAGGAAUCAUCCUCAGCUCCCUCAACUAUGGCUCAUUCUUGGCUCCAAUCCCCAGUGGCUAUGUGGCUGGAAUAUUUGGAGCCAAGUAUGUGGUUGGUGCUGGCUUGUUUAUUUCCUCAUUCCUGACCCUCUUCAUUCCACUGGCAGCUAAUGCGGGAGUGGCCUUGCUCAUUGUCCUCCGGAUUGUACAAGGCAUAGCCCAGGUUAUGGUAUUAACUGGUCAGUAUUCAAUUUGGGUCAAAUGGGCUCCCCCACUGGAAAGGAGUCAACUCACCACCAUUGCUGGAUCAGGGUCAAUGCUGGGGUCCUUCAUUGUUCUACUUGCUGGUGGUCUCCUCUGCCAGACCAUAGGAUGGCCUUACGUCUUCUAUAUCUUUGGAGGAAUUGGCUGUGCCUGUUGUCUUCUCUGGUUUCCUCUCAUUUAUGAUGAUCCUGUGAAUCAUCCCUUUAUCAGUGCUGGUGAGAAGAGAUACAUUGUAUGUUCAUUGGCUCAGCAGGACUGUUCACCAGGCUGGUCUCUUCCCAUUAGGGCUAUGAUCAAAUCCUUACCACUCUGGGCCAUUUUAGUCUCUUAUUUCUGUGAAUACUGGCUUUUUUAUACCAUUAUGGCGUACACACCAACGUAUAUCAGCUCGGUACUUCAAGCCAACCUCAGAGAUAGUGGGAUCCUGUCUGCCUUGCCGUUUGUUGUUGGAUGUAUCUGCAUUAUCCUUGGAGGUCUACUGGCAGACUUUCUUCUCUCCAGAAAAAUCCUCAGACUCAUCACCAUCAGGAAACUCUUCACUGCCAUUGGGGUUCUCUUCCCAUCCGUGAUCCUCGUGUCCCUGCCCUGGGUCAGAUCCAGCCACAGCAUGACCAUGACCUUCUUGGUGCUGUCUUCUGCCAUCAGCAGCUUCUGUGAAUCAGGAGCCCUUGUUAACUUCUUGGAUAUUGCUCCUCGGUACACUGGCUUUCUCAAAGGACUAUUGCAAGUCUUUGCACACAUAGCUGGAGCCAUCUCUCCUACUGCUGCUGGAUUUUUCAUCAGUCAGGAUUCAGAGUUUGGUUGGAGAAAUGUCUUCUUGCUUUCAGCUGCUGUUAACAUAUCGGGCCUAGUUUUCUACCUCAUCUUUGGCCGAGCAGAUGUGCAGGACUGGGCUAAAGAGCAGACAUUCACCCACCUCUGAGCAAACCGAGAGAUGUGCUAGAUCCUGGUGCUUAGUUCAUCAUUGUUUUCCCUCACAGACAUUUCUCUUUCAUGCCUGCUUGACUGAUAAGCCAUUAGCUAGACCCUGACUAUGUAACGCUAAAGAUUUUACCAUGCCUGGAAAUUUUACAGGGGAAGAAAACACACUAGUUAUUUAACUGCAAGCUACUAAAAGCAUAGGUGUGUUGAGAUUUCUGUGUUCUCCACUCUUCCACUGUUAUCCUAGUAAAAGCAUCAGGGGCUGGGGACAAUUUCUUUCCAAAGCAAAAGAGGAAGCCAGACCUUGGGACCGAGAACUGAGAAUCACAAGGGAGUUGCGCCCAACAUGCAGAACUUGAAUCCUCUGAGCUGUCCUCAAAAGAAAGCCCCAAACAACAGAAAGCAUAGUGUUUUCCAUUGUUGGUGAAAAAUGUCAAGGAGGAAAGAACAAUAAUGAUUCCAUCAUGAUAAGACGAAUGAACGUGUCUGCAACUAAUGGGAGCAAGAUAGUACACUUUAACUCUUUCAGACAACUUGCAUUCUGUGGAUGCCAGCUUUGGAAUCAGAGCCGCCUCUGGAAUACCUGUGCUUCCAGAGUUAGCUUUUGGACAGUUACCUUCUUUCUGGCCAUCUUGACUUCUGCCCCACAUCUGCUUUUUGGCUUUGUGCAGAUCUUUAACAUGUUAGUGAACAGACA
This is a messenger RNA of Pan troglodytes (chimpanzee), 2360 nucleotides long. RefSeq names its product solute carrier family 17 member 4 (gene SLC17A4). The coding region runs from base 171 to 1664 and encodes 497 amino acids. The record is from RefSeq and is a predicted model, not a curated record. The transcript is spliced from 12 exons. Gene Ontology annotation, cellular component: apical plasma membrane. Lineage: Eukaryota; Metazoa; Chordata; Mammalia; Primates; Hominidae. Gene Ontology annotation, biological process: transmembrane transport; sodium-dependent phosphate transport; monoatomic anion transport. Gene Ontology annotation, molecular function: transmembrane transporter activity.